Molecule: messenger RNA, 1975 nt
Organism: Vidua macroura (Pin-tailed whydah)
Lineage: Eukaryota; Metazoa; Chordata; Aves; Passeriformes; Viduidae
Gene: GLOD4
Product: glyoxalase domain containing 4
Exons: 9
Coding region: 24-920 (298 amino acids)
Source: RefSeq, a predicted model, not a curated record
CCCGUGACGUCACGGCCGCCGGCAUGGCCGCCCGCAGGGCGCUGCACUUCGUCUUCAAAGUGGGAAACCGGGCCCGCACGGCGCGGUUCUACCGGGAGCUGCUGGGCAUGAGGGUGCUGCGGCACGAGGAGUUCGAGGAGGGCUGCAAGGCCACCUGCAACGGCCCUUAUGAUGGAAAAUGGAGCAAGACCAUGGUGGGCUAUGGACCAGAGGACAAUCACUUUGUGGCAGAGCUGACUUACAAUUAUGGCAUUGGAGAAUAUCACCUGGGCAACGACUUCCUGGGCAUCACUCUGGUGUCCAGCCAGGCUGUGAGCAAUGCCAGGAAGAUGGGGUGGCCCCUCAAAGAAGUCACCUCUGGUGUCUUUGAAGCUGAAGCCCCAGGAGGAUACAAAUUCUACCUGGAAGACAAGGAACAGCCCAAGCAAGAUCCCGUGUGGAAGGUAACCCUGGGCGUCUCAAACCUGCAGAAGUCUGUGAGCUACUGGUCUGGUUUGCUUGGGAUGAAAAUCUAUGAGAAGGAUGAGGAGAAACAAAGGGCUUUGCUGGGCUACGCUGAUAACCAGUGCAAGCUGGAGCUGAAGGCUGUUGGAGGGGCGGUGGAUCACGGGACGGCGUUCGGCCGCAUCGCCUUCUCCUGUGCCAAGGAAGAGCUGCCAAGCAUUGAAGCCCUGAUGAAAAAGGAGGAUCAGAAGAUUUUGACCCCCCUGGUCAGCUUGGACACGCCUGGCAAAGCCACGGUGCAAGUGGUAAUUCUGGCUGAUCCUGAUGGCCAUGAAAUCUGUUUUGUGGGGGAUGAGGCGUUCAGAGAGCUCUCCCGGGUGGACCCUGAUGGUGACAAGCUGUUGGAUGAUGCCAUGGCUGCAGACAGCAGUGACAAGUGGUUUGCUGAGCACAACAUGAAGAAGGUUUCAGCUUAGCUGGAGGAAUGGACUGUGCUGCUCCUCUGUGCCUUGGAGCUCUUCCAGGAAAAUGCCACUCCUGGUUAAAGUGCUGCCUUCCCAAUCAGAGGGUGCUGGGAUGUCCCGUGGUGGGUUUUUUUUUUUGGGGGGGUUGAUUUAAGCUGAUGCCUCUGGCCUGCUGCUCUCUCCCUUCCUCAUCUCCUCCUUCCAAAAAACUGGGGCUGUGCAGCAAAGGAGCAGCUGAGCCCUUGGCCUCAAAACCAGGGAUCAUCAGUCAAGAGAACAUCACAUUUCUGUGUUGCUGUUAUACUUGAAAGAAAGGUGACUAGCUACGUUAUUUUCUGAUUAAUUAAUUUCCUGAUUAAUUGGCUUUAGCUGUCCUUCAUUUGCAGGCUAGAGAGGAGAUUUUGAGGUAGCUGUGGCUACUCCCCCUCUCCAGUGGGGUGCAUCCCUUUAUUGGGAGCAAUGAAAUGAUCUUGCCAAAAUCUGUGAAUACUCCAGUGCUUGUUUUCAUUCCAAGGUGUUUCCCCAGCUUCCAAGGGGAAAUGUUCACUCGGGAAACCCGUGGUGUGUUCCUCACUGGGAUCCUGCUGCUGAUGGGGUGGUUUCCAGUCCUCCUCCAGGAGAUUUCCACCUUCCAGGAGGGAGCUGAGGCUGUGCUUUGGGGUUUGUAGCUGCACUGUCUGCUGAGGUGCCAGGGGGGCAGCUUGAAGUAAGUUUUGCAGUUAGUUUUUGGUGAGAAGCUGCCUUUGGAAAUAACAGUUCAGGGUUUAUUGCGUUGGAAUGAAGUCACUCUGCUUUCGCUGGGAAUACAGGGAGUCAUUCCUGGCAUUGUUUGUGCCAGGUGUGCUGCCUGACUGCUCAUUUUCUUGAUGAGAACCUUAAAUAAAAUACCUUAAAUCAGGUUUUCAUCGUGAAACUGGAAUGGGUUUCAUGGAGAAGAUCGGGCAGCGUUGGCACUUCUGAGCUGGAACGGGAACAAUUCCUCGCUGCGAUUUUUGCCCGAGCUUUCCAGUUCAGCUUUAAUGACGGUUUUGAAUCCUCUUCGUCAAAUUAAACACGUUGAUACCGGA